AUGGGUGCAGGUUGGUCAGAUUCGAAUAACAUCUACAUUUGGGUCAACAAACCUACUUACGCUCCAGGCGAGCAAGUGAACGGGGAAGUUUUCGUGAACGUGGUGGAGGCGAUACAAGCAGGGCGCCUCGUCUUGUAUCUCGAUGGCGAGGAAGAUGUGAGCUACACAGAUUCGCGGAUGUCCCUGUCGACAUACGUGGCGGAAAAGAAGGUGUACUAUUCAGAGGCGCACGCACUCCUACUCUUGGAAGACGGGAAACUCGCUGCGGGGAAAUAUCGAUUUCCGUUUUGCUUCACGCUUCCCUCCAAGAUCGCCCCAAACUGCAGCGUCGCUGGGUUGGCCGGAGCUCCGCAGGCCCAAUACGCGGGACACGUGACUUACAAACUUCGUUGUCAAAUGGAGGAAAACGUCUCGACUCCCCCGCGGGAGGCUGGGAGCUCGUCCCCGGUGGCACGUGCGGCGCUGGACGCGCCGGGACAGGCCAGCAAUGCGGCUUCCUACGCGGCGGACGACUUCGAGGUCGUUGAGGUGUCUGGGGAGACACCGGAGCAGCUCGCGGAACUCAUGAACGCCGCCCCGCUCAACGGAUUCCUCAGAAACAAACUGUCAAAAUCCGCAGGCGCCACAGCCGUCGGAGGCCUCUCGCAAGAGAUCGAACUGUCGAUUGAGGUUCGGCGGGAGAAGCCGGAAGUGACUGAGCGCGAGUUCGUGGAGUAUUUCCAGCUGUUGAGGUGCAUACCGCUGGGGAGCUUGCGGACGAGCGUCGCCGCCGACAGUCUCGCCUGCUACCCUGGCGAAGGCGUGACGGUGACCGUGGACAUUGCGAACAGGACGAAGAGGAAGAUCCAGGAGAUCGUGGUGUCUCUGGUGCGGGAAGUGAUUUUUUCCGUGGACGGUCGAGACAAAUUCACCAUGCGUGAAGUCGUCGCCUCAGAGAAAAUCCCCGGCCCGCCGAGAGAAAAAGAUUUCAAAGGCUUCGGGCCUCAAAAGAUCAAAAUCGCAGUCCCAACGGGGUCGCAACCUACCAUGACGAGCGCGUUGCUCCGGCUUCAGUACAAAGUGCAAACGUCUUUCCAAUUGGGUCGCAAACCCUUCAGUUUUUCUCUGGAUCUUGAGGUGCUGAAGAAAUCGCCGUCUGUGAAGGAGCAUCUGAUAAAUUUCCGCGCCCCGAAAGGCUGGGACAAAGUUCCCCUCCUGCCGCAAACGGACCUCGCAAUGAUUCAGCUCCCAGGCGCACCGGCUCCGGAUCGGGGCGAGUACACAGGCAUCGGGAUGAUUAUUUGCUGA
Molecule: messenger RNA, 1287 nt
Organism: Neospora caninum
Lineage: Eukaryota; Apicomplexa; Conoidasida; Eucoccidiorida; Sarcocystidae
Exons: 9
Coding region: 1-1287 (428 amino acids)
Source: RefSeq, a predicted model, not a curated record